Leucoraja erinaceus (little skate) is the source of this 5295-nucleotide messenger RNA. RefSeq names its product phospholipid phosphatase-related protein type 3-like. Gene Ontology annotation, biological process: signal transduction; phospholipid metabolic process; phospholipid dephosphorylation. The record is from RefSeq and is a predicted model, not a curated record. Lineage: Eukaryota; Metazoa; Chordata; Chondrichthyes; Rajiformes; Rajidae. Gene Ontology annotation, molecular function: phosphatidate phosphatase activity. The transcript has 8 exons. The coding region runs from base 1259 to 3376 and encodes 705 amino acids.
CCAACAAUUAGCACAGGGGAGCAGAGAUUUUUUUUUGACAUUGUGCCUGGACGUGUAAAUAUAUUUGUUAAUGUACCAAUGCAUAGGUGUGAGUAUAAGUGCGUUUGAGAUCCAAUGUGCAUGUAUAUCCACAUACAUGAUGCCAUUACUUACAUUACAACGGUAACUGCACAUCCAUGUAGCAUUGCUGUAAGGGUAUUCUGAGAUUAUGCUAGUGCUGCAAAAUGCACCUUUCUAUACAUGCUCACUGCAUUCACCAACACACACAUAUCAGCGUUAUGUUAAGUGUUAUGUUAUGUAUUUAUGUGUUAAGUGUAAUGUAUUUUGUUAGAUAUAGCUCUUAGGGCUAACGGAAUCAAGGGAUUAUGGGGAAAAAGCAGGAACGGGGUACUCAACCAUGAUCAUAUAGAAUGGCGGUGCUGGCUCGAAGGGCCGAAUGGCCUACUUCUGCAUCUAUUUUCUAUGUUUCUAUAUUUACAGGUAAAUACAUAACAUCUGAAGCACACACGACAACAGUUACAUAGAAUCGGGCAUCUGUAUGCAGACUGUAUAUAUAUUUAAUGGAAAGGUUGUGGCAGGGAGCGUUUGGAAAAGAGGGGGGGGGGCAGCCUGAACCCCCUGCGGCAACGAAACGGUUAAAGUGAUCUCAUCUCUGCAUGGCUCGACGUGGAGUGAGCCACAAUGUGUAGAGACUGCCCCCGAGGGCCGGUGCUGAGACUUGGGGCUGUAGGUUGAAGCCGUGGUUUGCAUGCAGGUGUCUCACGUGUGCUGACAGCGCACCCGGCCGAUGUGCUUUCCCUCACCACCUCCCGCUGGAUGUGAUGGAAGCUGCUGCUGCUGCUGUCGCCUUCCCCCUUCCCUUUGUUCGGCUGCACGGCGCUCCCCAGCCCGGAGAUUUCCCUCCGCUAACUCGCCCAGCGGCCGGCGAGCCACCCUCUGGCUCAGUGAGCAGGGCGUGCGAGGCGCAUUGGUGUUAAGCCGGCAAGCUCUAGCCCCCAGCUCCCAGGUGGGUCGGUUUUGGAAAUGCCUUGGGUUCCCCGCAGCAGCUCCGCCCCAGUCGCCGGGCAGCCUCUGGUCUGAGCACACACCCCUUUUCCCCCCCCCCUGUUGGAUUUUCUUCCCAACAUCUGUCUGCAGAGCAGAGGGGAAGAGGCACACUGCAGAAAAGCGACCCUCCCCGCCUCUGCGCCUCCUCGUCCAAAAAAAGUGGGAUAUGUGAUUUCUCCCUGCUCCCGUGGGACUGACCGUAAUCAUCAGCAUGAUCUCUAUGAAGGAAAGGCAGAAGAGGAAACUCUCCAAAGACAGCAUGACUUUGCUUCCCUGUUUCUACUUUGUCGAGCUUCCCAUUGUGGCUUCUUCGAUCGUUACUCUUUACUUCCUGGAGCUGACGGACCUGUUCAGACCAGCUAAAGUGGGCUUCCAGUGCUAUGACCGAGCACUCAGCAUGCCCUAUGUGGAACCCAGUGAGGAACUCAUCCCGCUGCUCAUGCUCCUCAGCCUGGCAUUUGCUGGGCCAGCAGCCUCUAUUAUGAUUGGUGAAGGGAUUGUCUACUGCUGCCAGUCAAAGCUGAAGAACAAGGAGCGUUCUGAAGGCAGCAUUAAUGCGGGGGGCUGCAACUUCAACUCCUUCCUGCGUCGCACAGUAAGGUUUGUUGGUGUUCAUGUAUUUGGGCUCUGUGCCACGGCCCUGGUUACUGACAUCAUUCAGCUGGCAACUGGAUACCACGCGCCCUUCUUCCUCACGGUGUGCAAGCCCAACUACACCCUGCAUGGCAUCUCCUGUGACCAUGACCCCUAUAUCACCAAGGACAUCUGCUCUGGCCCGGACCAACACGCCAUCGUGUCCGCAAGGAAGAGCUUCCCAUCCCAGCACGCCACAAUCUCUGCCUUUGCCGCUGUGUACAUCUCGAUGUACUUUAACUCUACAAUAUCUGACUGUACCAAGCUACUGAAGCCAGUUCUGGUGUUUGCCUUUGCGAUUGCUGCUGGAAUCUGUGGCCUGACCCAGAUCACCCAAUACAGAAGCCACUCACUGGACGUAUACGUGGGCUUCAUCAUUGGGGCCGGGAUCGCUGCAUAUCUGGGGUUCCAUGCGGUGGGUAAUUUCAAGGCAUCGGAGGACACUUCUCCCACCAGACCUUCCCCCAAGAGUGGGCUCAGGCCCCUGACGCACCUCCGCCACGACUCUGUCUACCAGCAGAGCAAAUCCCUCAGCACCGACGAACUGAACCCACAACCCAGGCUCGAUGGGUUGGAACAGCAGCUGGCGCAACGAGAGAAGAACUCCCUCAACAGCCUGAAGCGGGCGAGCGUUGACGUGGAACUGCUGGCACCGCGCAGCCCAAUGGGGAAGGAGAACAUGGUGACCUUCAGCAACACCCUGCCCCGAGUCAACACCCCGAACCUGGACGAGGCCGCCCGUCGCCAUAUGACCAUCCACGUCUCCAUGGACGCCUCUCGGUCCAAGCAGCUGAUUUCCCAGUGGAAGCAGAAGUCGAUUGACGGCAUGUCCUUGGACCACGACCCUUCCAUCAGUCAGUCGCAGCCUCAGAUGAGGACGGCUCUGGAGCUGCGAGGUGCGGGCUUUGACCAGGACGAGCCCGCCCCCUCCUCACUCUACCCCACGGUGCAGGCCAGGAACUCGGAGAGAGGCAGCGGAGCCCGGGUGCUGAUCCAGUCCAGGCCCGGACCCUCCCAGCUGGUCCACAUCCCAGAGGAGACCCAAGGAAACCCCAGCACCUCCCCCAAGAGUAACUCAGCCCGGGCCAAGUGGAUGCUGAUGGCGGAGAAGGGAGGAGCACCCCGCCCCAACAACCAGCCCCGCAUCAUGCAGGUCAUUGCAAUGUCCAAGCAACAAGGCAUGAUCACCGUCACGCCAAAACAUUCCGAUGGGUCUAGUAGCUCCGAUUCCUCGCACUACAAGUCCCCCUCCGAGCGCGACUCCUCCAGCAUCGUUACUGUGGACGCUCACGGAGCCCACCCGGUUGUCCACGUUUCAUCUGGGAACGGUGGGGGGCCCUGGGAAUGGAAGUCCCCUCAGGGCAGCAUGGAUGUCCACGAGGCUUACGAACUCAAUGACCUGAAUCGGGACUACAGAGAUUACCGAUCAGCCCAAAACAAUAGCAACUCUCCCAGUUCUUCUGCCAGCGACAUUGAACAGGAAGACGUGCGUUUUUGCAGUGUUGCCACCAUCAAUGUCGCUGGAGCAGAGAGGAGCGAAGCCAACUCGGACACGCUGACCAUUGGCUCCAGCCGGGACUCGACGCUUAGGAGAAAGCCCAACACCGUGUAUCUUGGGGAACGUGAAUGCAGCGCCGAUGGUGAUCAGGAUGCUUACUUGAAGAAGCUUCAAGCCAACCGGCGAUUCAAAGACUAGACCGGUCUCUUGGAUAGGAGUGAUAACUCGUGAUGCGUUUGGAGCAAUAACUUGCCACAGUACCAAACCGUUCAGAAUUGGUUAUCUGGGCUAUGCAUUUGUUCCCAAGUUGAACCUAACAGGAACUAUUGCCAUGGAGUUCCUGCUGUCAGACCUUUCCAGAUGAUGAUUCACAGCCCCCUUCAAAACUGGUUUCUUUACAGUUUGACUUCCCUUGCAAACAAAAUAAAACGUCCAAAAGCAAGGUCAACCUUUGGAGAUAUUGUUUAGAAAGAGUUGCAUUUAAUAGCACCUUUCAUGACCCAAGAACUGGCCCACAGCUCAUUAGUUAAGAGGCCUGGAUACUAUGGGUUGCUUUAACUCGCAUGAUACUUUGUUCUUAUCAAACUUCAGGCUUUUUGAAUCUGUCACCCAGCGUUUAAGAUGUGUUUUUUAAAUUAGCAAUGGUUGAGGAAACAAGAAAUGAAAUGUUGUGUAAUACGUAGAUCACCCAAUGGUGUAAUUUGUUUUAUUGUGACUUCCUGAUAUACUGGUCAACAUUCUGUGUCAACCGUGGGACUUUGCAGAAUACGUGUGGAGAGAAAGAUCUGGUGCGUCUGUGCCAAAAUACUGCCAACCUUUACAAAAUAUGUUUGGUGCGACCUUGCUAAUGGUCUAGUUACAUAAGGGAUACUUUGGUGCUAGAAUCUAUUGAUGACCACUAUUAUUGAUUGUAAAUUAGCAAGUAAAGUGACUCCCUUUCCUUGCUCCACAACACCUUAAUCUAGAACCCAGAACAAAAUCAAAAUCCUGUUGGUGCUGGAAGUGUCAAAUGAAUUUAAUACUGGUUGUUCCCUCGAAAUUUAAGCUGCUUCAGAAGAGAGAAACAUAAUUCACAUUCAAGUAAGCUUCAGUUCAAAUCCUGUUGAAAGGUCAUUAUUGUAACAAUUCACUACAGAUGUGGCACAACCCUGAGUAUUUGCAGCCACCUUCAGUUUAUGUAAGAAUGAUUGUGUUAUUCCUCACGAAUGAUCACUCUGAUAUGGUUUUUAAAAAAAAUGAAACGGAUAACACAGAUCCGCUGGGAACAAGUUAUUCGGCCUUAAUGUAGGACGGGUGUCGUCCAAUGUUGAAAUGCAAGCAAUGUAUUGGGAUGCAAUAUGUUAACUAUUGGAGUCUAUGUUAACACCCACACCAACCGGAUGUGGAAUGACAAUUGCUGCCGUCUGUAGUGUUUAGCUCUUUGGCAGGUUAAAUAUGAACUUUGCACCAUGUAAUUUAGCAAUUCCAAGUGGCAAAACUCAUUCCAAGGCCAGUACUGUGAUGUUCUCACGCGUUUGAUUUAGUCGAACCAAUCCUCAGCCACCUGCAAAUCUGCCUGGUCCACUGAAGGUGCAUCUUGCCAUCGCUCGGAUCCACCUUUGUGUCCAGCACCAUUGACACAAACAGAGAAACUGGAGGCGCCGUUCAGUCAAGUGACACCAUUGUGCUCUCUUUUUGCUGCUGGUUGGAUGGGGUGGAAUGCAUGGACUCGGUUAUGAGGAUGACAGAUAAAUGAGGAACCAGCUGUUUAUCUCUUCCAAUCUGCACAGAAUUAAGACGACGCCUCGAUUCUUUCAGAUUGGCCAUUCAUUGACGAAAUGGCUUCCUGUAAAAUUCCUGAUCAUCAGGACUAGAAACCUACCGAGAGCCAUCUUUAUGAAUGUCACUGGCUUAUUCCGAAAGCUACACAGAAUGUUUACUUGAUAUUUACUCUGAAAAUAUUAGCCUGCUUUAUGUUUAGUGAUGCUCACAUUGCACAGGAUGGCUGGUCGGUUUUAUGUUCAAGCAUUAGUCAGUAAAGCCAGCUCUCCUGAAGUGGAGAGUUGUCCCUUAGACCUCUGCUUGGACCUUAGGAAGGGUUGCGUGGCCUCAGUGCUAUUCAUUCUAGGGUACAUAGU